CUGUUACAGAUCCGUCGGCAGCGUGCCUUCUGGCGUGAGUCGGGUUUGCCAAAAGUUCAGGAGCAAGCGUUGACAAGAUGUUAUACAUCUUGCCGCGAAACAGACCCACUCUGUGUUGCUGCAUGUGAAUGCAUUCAUCUGCAGUGGAUUAUGGAUGUGGAAUGCAAACCAGGUGCUCGCUCACCUGCUCUUCCCAAUUGUCAGCGAUGGUAUGCAAAAUGCAAAGGCAUUUGGCGCCCACGCGCAGAUCUAACGCCUUUCCCAUAUGGAGUGUACUAUGCACCUCCUGUUGUUCGCGGCAUUUUCUACGGCUAUGAUCCUUUGGGUAUGCAUAUUUUAAUAUAG
This is a messenger RNA of Gongylonema pulchrum, 345 nucleotides long. The record is from the annotation of a GenBank genome assembly. NCBI's taxonomy places the organism in Eukaryota, Metazoa, Nematoda, Chromadorea, Rhabditida, Gongylonematidae.